This is a messenger RNA of Caenorhabditis remanei, 666 nucleotides long. RefSeq lists its product as uncharacterized. The record is from RefSeq and is a predicted model, not a curated record. The coding region runs from base 1 to 666 and encodes 221 amino acids. NCBI's taxonomy places the organism in Eukaryota, Metazoa, Nematoda, Chromadorea, Rhabditida, Rhabditidae. The transcript has 4 exons.
AUGGACAUUCGAGUUGAAUUGGGAGAACCACUCGACGAAAUCAUUGAUGGUCUCGAAUUUGACAAUAUCCCACAAAAAACGAUCCCACUAGGACACCCGUUUCGAUUUGGUAUUCAAACAAACUCGCUCAAUGAAUUGGAAAACUAUGAUUUCUAUAUGUAUUGGGACAGUGGAGAACGCUCAGAUAUCAUUCGACCAGAAUACCAAGAUUCGCCAGGUGGAAUUAAGAUGUAUUUCACGCUCAGUUUCAAUGAAGCAACAUCAGUGGAGUGUCAAUUCAUGCAUGGAGACGAUGAAAUCGACGAUUCAUUUUUUUUGUCCUUCGCCCCGUCUGGACGGUUGAUGCACGAAGGAGUGGAAGCGCACCGUCAGCCCAUUAAAUUUUGGUUCUUGUACGAUCAAAAUACCAUCUCGAAUAGAAUCUCCGUUUCGCUCUCCGUUGCCAGCAGGAUUAAAACCCGUAUGAUCACACCAACCAUCCGCAACAACGGUGAAAUUCAAUUUGACUAUUCCAUUGAGGUCAUCAGAGAGCAUGUCAUUCAUAUGGUUUUCCAGUUCAACGCCCGACGUGUUCGACAUCAUCAAACAUUUCAAUUAGAAGUUGACUACAAAUCGUUCACAGAAGAUUCCAAAUUGAAAUAUGAAACAGAAGAAGUCAGGGAUUGA